Molecule: messenger RNA, 3314 nt
Organism: Xylona heveae TC161
Lineage: Eukaryota; Fungi; Ascomycota; Xylonomycetes; Xylonales; Xylonaceae
Exons: 2
Coding region: 297-2882 (861 amino acids)
Source: RefSeq, a predicted model, not a curated record
GGUAUGAUGAUAACCGUACAGUCGAGCAUUACUACUAUAACGUAGGUGGUUGGAACUAAACUACGUUAUGCUAUGAUGAAUUUAUGCUUUUGGCAGCUCCACACGUUUCAUAAGGUGCUGUCCCCUCCCCACCACGAUACAACUUAUCCUCUGCCGCCCGACUCUACAUCCACCGCAUCGCCCGUUACAGCUCUAAACAAUAUCCAUGACACUUUCUUCCUUCACCGUGAUUCUACAAGGACAAAGUCGAAUGCACGAUUUACCGUGAACCACUCCGAUCAUCGUCCCCGGUGAUCAUGCCUAUGUUUCAUGAUCCGGGUGAUCUGACUCACCCGGAUCCACCGCCAUCCUCUGCAAUGCCCGACUCCAUCUGGCGGCCUAGCCCGCAAAGACCCUCUGCAGAAACGAUGCGGGCAGGAAAUCUAGAGAAAUCGAUCCAGUCAGUAGUCAUGGACACCGGUAUCCCGCCGGAUGAAAGCCAAGUUGAACCGAAUCGCCCUGGCCUAGAGACGACGGACCGCCGAGAAUUGAUUCGGCGGAUCAAGCGGGGAGAAAGUCCAACUUGGAUUCCCAAUAAUCCACUCCAGGAUUACCUGCGAGAUUCCACAAAACCGGACAAUGAAUCCAACAAUCGACCCAAUCCCCCGGUAUUGAGUACCUCACCGACAGAUGAUUAUGGAGAACCUGCCGCCCCGGAAAGUGAAAAGGUCAAAGAACUAAAUGGGGAGCGCUUGGGGUUGCCUGCAGAAAUCCAAAGGCCUAGAUCGGCGCUCCAUUCGGGAGAUUUCACUCAGCAGCCGCCCGCAACGGAGACGGGGUUACCGGCCCUUCACACUCCAGAGCAUCAAAGCAACCAUGAACCUGAACACGCUUCAAAGAUUCUCCAAAGACCACCUUGGCCUGAGAUUGCAUUUCCCCACCAUCCGGUGCCUAAUUUCCAGGACGAUCCCCGCUUCCCACCACCACAACCAAUUUCAUCAUCGCCUGAUGCAUCAUUUCCACGACUCGGUAUCCCAUCACUCUCUUCCUUUUCCUCCGGUUUCAUCCUCAAAACCCCUACAAGUCCUCUCGUGCAGCAGUCGAACAAUACCGACCUUGAUUUCUCAGCAAAGACCAAACCCAUAGAGAUCUCUCCGACCUCCAAAAAGGGCGACAGACGUCAUACGAUGCCCCCACAUGCGCGCUAUUCUCUCCAAGCCUCCCCCGAUUUGCACGCGACCAAGACACACGCAGCACGGUUCAAUCCGUCCCUACGAAGAGAAGGAACCUUUCCUUAUCAAGCACAUCAGCCUCGACGAUCCAUCUCCAACCAGGUGACCCUUCAACCAGCUAGUACAAGUCAUUCUCCUUCAUUUUUGCGGGUUCGCCGUCCCUCUCUCUCGUCUGAUACGUAUCCGCUCCACCAUGCGCCAAUGGUAGGAUCCUACGAAGAGUCCAUUCUGCACGGCCGCAUGUCAACGACCCCUUCAAGGCCCCUGAACUUUGUGGCCCAGAUAGGGGUGCUCGGAAAGGGCAAUUGCAAGGCAAACCUCCGAUGCCCUCCACACGUGUCUGUUCCAUUUCCGGCAGUAUUUUAUAGUUAUGGAGCUGGUAGUGCACGAACAAGCUCAUCAGCAGAGGACGGCCCUAGUCCUUAUGUGGGCCUAAUCGAUCUCGAAAAUCACCUACCGUCCUCAGAAGAAGCCUCGGAGGUAAAGAAGAAGAAACAACUGCACGAGCGUGCUCUUCAGAUGAAUCGGGUUGAGCCCAGCGCCUUCCAUGAUCACAAAGAAGCACCCGGCUGUAUUGCAAUGGUAGACCCAACGGACCGUCGGCGCAAAGAAAAGAAAGGUCGCAGGUCCACUUCACCAAAAGCCCCUCCGGGCGGAAGCUACCGUAUCCCUCAACAAGGCCAGCUUCAGAUCGUCAUCAAAAACCCGAACAAGACCGCCGUCAAGCUCUUCCUAGUGCCCUACGAUCUUUCAGGAAUGGAGCCAGGAACCAAAACAUUUGUCCGCCAACGGAGUUAUUCGGCCGGCCCAAUCAUCGAAAAGCCAGUGACGUCUCGACCAGACUUGCCUCAGACUCCUGGGCCAGGAGACAAGCCUACACUCCGUUAUAUGAUUCAUCUGCACAUCUGCUGCCCUUCUAAAGGUCGCUUCUAUCUCUACAAGAGCAUCAGGGUCGUAUUUGCAAAUCGGGUACCAGACGGUAAAGAGAGGCUCCUCAAUGACAUCCAAGUCCCCGAACCAAAAUACAGUUCGUAUAAACCACGCCGAGAGUCUACCCUAUUAAAUAGUCCUCAUGGCACAACCCAUGCCCUUGGCUCAGAAAGAUCGGCAUGGAGGAGGAGUGUCGGCGCCCACAAUCCAAGCGCAUUCCACUCAUCUGAGCGAAUGCCGCCAUUCUUCCACUUUCCUCCCCACGACUCCAUGGGACACAACAACGCCUUUCACCAUCCCGAGUAUGCCAGUAUCUCGCCUACACAGCCUGCGCCAGUCGAGUCCAUUCGACCGCUCAGCUGGAUGUCCCCCCAUCUUCUCAGCGCCACUGACCACGUAAACGUCCAGGCCAGUAGCCAUGAUCAAGAUUCCUUGGCGUCUAGCUACCAUCCUUCAAGACUACCACUUUCCCCGGCCCAGCCUAUGGAUUUUGGUCAUGAUACUGCCAGCCCGAGCCUCUGGAACGACCGCCAUGCCAAUGAUCUCACUAUCAACGAUGUCGACAAUGACUAUGGUAAACUGGACAAACACCAUCCCAGCUACGGCAACAAUCGCUUCUCUCCUUCUGCUGCUCCCUUUGGCAGCGACUCGUCGCCCGGUGAAAGCCUCCUUGCUCGGAAACUUCGAGACUUGGGCAUGCGACGAGCUUCCGAGGAUGAAGAUGAUAGGUCUAUACUGUAAACAGCCAAAAUAGUACCUUCCAGUCCCAAGUUCCUCAAACCAAGGCUGUCUGCUCUCUCAUGCUCGGACCCUUUCUUAGCGAUACGAUUGUUACUUUUCAGCAUUUCUGUUAACUAUUGAGCAUUUAUCGGUGCCAGGGUAUUCAACGGCGACGGGAUUUACGGCGGUGCCAAAGGUUGGAUGAAAUUGGAUGAUAUCAUUUUUUUGUUUCCUUUUUUCAAAUGUUCCAUUCCUUCUUUCAUUUUCGUUUUGCACAAGGUCUAGUGGACAGUUUGUUUUAUUUUGGAAAUCUCCCCUUGGAGGAAAUUGAAUCACCAUAUGGGACAUACUUUUUUUAUUAUACGUGUGGCCGACGGCCGAUCUAGCUAACUGCGGCUAUAUAUAUAUAUAAUGAAAUAUACGUGACUUAUCUUCAUGGCUCGCGUUAGGUGC